CCGAGACCACGCUGAGCCGGGGCCUGGCGCGCGAUGGCGUCGGCGGAGGAAGCACUGGCGGCCCUGGUGGCGGAGCUAAGCGCUCUGGAGGCGCAGGCCGCCUCGCUCCCUUGUUGCUUGGCAACCGUGAGGCAAAUGACGGCCCUCUUCCGGGACGCCGCGCCCAGGGAGACAGCAGAUGAGAAUCUCUUCCAAAAACUUCUACACAUUUUGAGGAAAGCUUCACAUGAAAUUGAUGGGGCCUGCCAGGAUGUCAAUACAUUGUCACGUCUGGAUUCUUAUUUGCUCCUUCUAUCAGAAUGUUUUAGAUGCCUUCGGAAUGCCUGUGUCCAAUGUACCAAUAAUCAGAACAUUAUGAGAAAUGUGGGUCUUAUUGAUGAAUCUGUCCAUCUUUUCCAACUGUUUCAGAAAUUGGAUAGUGAUGUAGAGUCAUUAUUAACAGCUUUCCGCUGUGGACUCCAGUUUCUUGGAAACGUUGCAACAGGAAAUAGUGAAUCGCAGAACACAAUUUGGAAACUCGCUUUCCCUUCCCUUUUCUUGAAUUGCUUAAAUCAUCAGGAUGAAAAGAUAGUUGGCUACUGCUGCAUGGUUCUCGCAACAUGCCUCAACCCUGAGAGAAUGAAAGAACUACAGGACGAAAACAACUUGAACGUAGUCCUUGCAGUUUUGAAAGCCUACAGAAGGCACCUGGAAUCAGAAUGGGUGUUUUUGAUUGUUACCAACCAUUUGCUGAAGUGCCCAGAGUUGGUCAAGGCCAUGUAUGCCAAACUGAGCAAUCAAGAAAGGACUAUGUUUUUAGAGAUAAUAUUGUCAGAAGUUGAUGGAAAUAAUUUGUUAAUCAGUGAAGAAAUGGUCAAAUUCCUUUCAAGCUGCUUUCAGGAAAAAUGUCAGUCUGUACUAAAAUUGGCUUCUACAGUGAAUAAUUACAAUGAGGAAGCUCUGGUCACAGUUCGGCUCCUUGAUGUUCUUUGUGAAAUCACAUCCAAUGAUGGACAACUGAAAUGUUUGCAGGCUUGCCCUGAUUUGCUUGAAGCUGCUAUCACUAUUUUGCGACUUACACAUCUUUCUGGGAAGCAAACAACAAACAUCUUCAGCACAACUCAUUCUGCAAGAGGGCAGGAGCCGGUCUCUCAUCCAGCUGUGGGUUUUAAAUCCCAUCUAAUUCGUUUGAUUGGAAAUUUAUGUUAUAUGAAUAAGACUAACCAAGACAAGGUGUAUGAAUUAGAUGGCAUCCCGUUGAUCUUGGAUAAUUGCAGCAUUGAUGAUAAUAAUCCUUUUGUAAGCCAGUGGGCAGUAUACACGAUCCGCAAUCUUACUGAACAGAAUGAGAGAAACCAAAAGCUGAUUGCAGAGAUGGAACAACAAGGACUUGCUGACAAUUCUGUUCUUGAAAGCAUGGGAAUGAAAGUUGAACAGCAUGAUCAGAAGUUAAUUUUGAAAUCUAUCAGAAAGACCCCUGAUGAAUAGCUAAAAUGUCAAAGAUAUUCAUCUGCUACAAAGUGUUCUUCUGUGUAUACGAUAAAACUUUCAGCCUGUCAUCGGAAAUCUAUUGAUUGAGAAAUAAAGUCAAAAUAUGAUA
Messenger RNA from Anolis sagrei ordinatus, 1579 nucleotides. RefSeq names its product ataxin 10 (gene ATXN10). Gene Ontology annotation, cellular component: cytosol. Gene Ontology annotation, biological process: neuron projection development. NCBI's taxonomy places the organism in Eukaryota, Metazoa, Chordata, Lepidosauria, Squamata, Anolidae. The record is from RefSeq and is a predicted model, not a curated record.